Molecule: messenger RNA, 1635 nt
Organism: Vicia faba (fava bean)
Lineage: Eukaryota; Viridiplantae; Streptophyta; Magnoliopsida; Fabales; Fabaceae
Source: the annotation of a GenBank genome assembly
AUGAAAUCUGCUGGAGCUUUGGCACCAAAUCACCAGGAUCCAUAUAUUCGUAGUAGAGAGAACCCAUUCUUUGACGGACUUUUAAGCAAAGAUAUUGAUGAAACAAAAACCUCAAAACUUGUCAUGGAUAUGUCUAAAAAUGACAUAGACCAUUUGCCAUUUGACAACUCAGCAUUCACAAAAGAUUUCAAGUAUGAAUCAAUUGAACACUCUCCAUCUGAAAAAUGGUUACAAACAAGCAAAAUUGCUCCAAUUAUACAACUAGAUAUUCAAUCAAAUGAAGAAGAGAAUUCACAUGCACCUUCAAUAUUACAACAUGUGGAAAAGAUAUACACUGUUACAAGAAGAAAAGAAAAGCUCCCAAAUGUUCUUCUUCCACUAUCAGCAGCUUCAUAUUAUAAUGGAGUAUCACCAGAAAUUCAAAUUGUUGAGUCGUGUGAAAGUAUUGAGAAGCUCAAUGCAUAUUUGAAGGCAAGAAAGGAUGAUGUUAAUGCUGGUGUGCCUGGGAAAUUCUUGUAUGCUGUAAUGGGAUCAGAUGAUGCUGAUGUUGGAACUGUGGCUUCAACAAUCAUGUACUCUUUCUAUCUAAAUAUAACUUCAAAAAAUGAUCAAAUCUGCAUAGUACCAAUUAUCAACAUUAACAGCAGAUCAAAUCUUGGCUCACAUGUUGAACUCAAGUGGUUACUUGAUUCAUGUCAAAUUGAUCAAUCAUCCUUAAUUUUUGAUGAUGAGAUUGAUAUGUCAUAUUAUGAUCUGUUUGGAAGUCUUAAGAUACUAUUGUUGAAGAGCAACAAAAUUGCCAAUAAACAAGAGAAAUUGAAGCAUGCUGUGGUUGAAAUUUUUCACCUCAGAAAGGGUGAUAUAAUAUAUCCAUGGGUAAAAAAUGUAACAACUGGAGAGGAAGGAUCUUGUUGUACAGCUAUAGCUGAAAAAUUUGCAGCAUAUUCACCAAAAUUAUUGACUUGCAAAUCCUUCAGUAAACUACUGUUAUCAGGAAUCCUAUUGGACACUGCAAAUCUAAGGGACCCUCGUUGCACCUCUAAAGAUAAGUACAUGGCUUCAUUAUUGAUCAAUGGUGCUGGUCGUUAUGGCUGCAAUGGUCUCUAUCAACUACUGAGGUACAAAAUGCACGACCUAUCUUCUAUGCAAGUAGGGGAUAUACUAAGAAAGGACUUUAAAAAGUGGAAAGGACUAGAAAAUAAUACAGAUUUAAGACCAAUAUCUCAAAUUGGCAUGAGUUGUAUUGGAAUUUCAAUUGGACAGCUUCUCUCUUACACGGACAAUCUAGCACAUGAAAUAACAUGUUUCCAAUCUGUGGAAUUUCUAACAAUUUAUCCCAGUCGAAUAUUUCUCGUCCUCAAUGUUGCAGAAAAACUUCGAAUACUUAUCAUAGUUUCAGGAUAUUUUAGCGAAGAAAAGAACUUCAAGAGAGAAGUUUUAGUAUCAACUGACUCCGUAAAGCUAUUGGAGAGUUUGCUCUUCUUCUUCGAUUUUAAUGCCUCUCGACUGCCACUCAAAAUUUUACAAAUCCCAGGUCUGAAAAAUGAGAUGAAAGCAUACCAGAUUGAUAAGAUUACAUCCAGAAAAAUAGUUGAGCAUCUCAUAGAGGAGUUUGUUGGAAUUCCAAAAGCCUAA